This is a messenger RNA of Angiostrongylus costaricensis, 1035 nucleotides long. The record is from the annotation of a GenBank genome assembly. Lineage: Eukaryota; Metazoa; Nematoda; Chromadorea; Rhabditida; Metastrongylidae.
AUGUCCACGGAUCGGAGUCGGACGCUGUGUCGUUACUUCGCCAGUGGUUGCUGUAAUCAAGGUGAACGUUGCGCGUUCUCGCACGAUAGGAACACUCCUGCGGAUCGCGUUUGUCGUUAUUAUCUGAGGGGCAGCUGUUCUUAUGGCACGGCUUGUAGAUAUGACCAUAUCCGUCCGAAAGGAAAUGUUGGGUGUAAUUCCUCUGAUAAAGUUCACGGCGGAAAGAAGUCAUCUUCAUUACCGCCGAAACCGUGCAAACUUUCUAAACCUGGACUUAAUGUUGCUGCUGAAGAAUUCGUCCCGUCUUGGAAACGUCCAUCAUAUGCUGUGGCAGCAGGAUCAAGUGAAAGUGAAAAGGUCCUGCCAUUAUGCCCCUAUUUUGAGAUGGGCGAGUGCAAAAACGAGGAAUGUCAAUUCGUUCACGGUCUCACAUGUGACAUGUGCUCACGCGCUUGUGUCCACCCAUAUGACGAGAAACAACAAAAGCAACACUUUAUGGAGUGUUUGAAAGCACAUGAAAUUGCAAUGGAACAAGCAUUUGCUGAAGCGAAAGGCGCUGGAAAAUCCUGCGGUAUUUGUAUGGAGAACAUCGUGGAAAAAAGUUUACGGUUUGGGAUCUUGGAAGGAUGCCGGCACUGUUUUUGCUUGGACUGCAUUCAAUUUUAUUCACAAGUUUUCAAACGUUUUCGUUAUAGGUCGUGUCCUGAAUGUCGGAAACAUAGUAACUUUGUCAUCCCGUCCACUUUAUGGGUGGAAGAGGAAGAAGAGAAGCGUAUACUGUGUGAAGUCUACCGCAGUAAUAUGGCUCAAAAGCAGUGUAAAUAUUACAAGGAAGGAUCUUCUGCGGAGGGCCGUUGUCCAUUUGGAAAUAAAUGUUUUUACAAGCAUCAGCUUCCUGACGGCUCCAUUGAUCCAGGAGAGGAACCACAUGCGCGAAGGAAACCGCAUCUCGCCGAAUUCAUUUUCGAUACGUUAGUAAAAUGCUUAUAUUCGCUUAACUUUUUAGUAACUCAAGUCAUACUUUUUUUGUUAUGA